UCACUUUUUUUCAUACAAAGCGCAUCUAUUACGACGUGCUUCUCAUUCCUAUCCUAUAUCCGGUUAUAUUUUACCGAGCUGAUAUAGAAAAUCAGUUGUAUAUCUGGAGUGUCAACUAAUUGCCUUGAGUAGCGACAAUUUAAACCACAUAUCCCAGGACAUGUUUUAAAAUUCACAUCUGCCACGAAAAUAGAUUAUAUAAUCGUUUAUAUUUACCGUGAAAAUUGAAUGUUUUCACUAAACUUCAAUUCGAAAAAAAUAUAUAUAUGUAUAUAUAUAAAAGAGAAAGAGGCCAAUACUAUAAUUAUACUGUUGAUAGCCCUACCUUGAUUUUCCGUCGUAACCUUAACUUGAGGACUUAGUCUCGACUGAACCUGAAGUAGAAAUUAUGAUUUUUGUCCUCAUAUUUUUGCUUACUACUUUGAAUUGUGGUGAAACUAUCAAUACAAGCUGUAAAAAAUAUGAUGGUGUAACGGCUGAUAAUUUUGCACAUUAUCAAUAUUAUAAGACAAGCUGUUGUAAUGCGACUUUGGAUGUCUUCGAGCCUUUUCCUGAUGGAAAGUUCCCAGAAAAGCCAAAGCUUCUUGAACUAACAAAUUUCCUGAAAGAAAGUAAAAAUGGAAUAAAAGCCGUGUGGAAUGCAAAUUUAACCCAUUUAAAAGGAUUUAAGAUUGAAUAUGUGUAUCAAGAUACUGGAGAGAAAAUCUGUAGAGUUUUAGACUUUUCUGAAUUUCUGAAGAAGAACAAAUCCAUCAGUAAUUAUAACUUCGAUUUUGAGAUUUAUCCUGUAAGAAAGAAUAGAAUAUAUUUGGUUCAUCUUUACUCGUUGCCGAAAUCUGGAAACAAUUAUCUUCCUGCUCGGAAAGUUGAUACAUUCUUGUGUCGUGAAUGGACGACUUUAAUAGAUUAUAGACUAAAAGAGGACAAGUUAAUUGUGGAUUUUGAACAAGGACCUUCAAAAUGUAAUAUAAAAUUGUAUAAAGUAGCACUUCAUUAUAUGAAUUCAACCAUUUUAUAUAUGGUGACUGUCAAUUCUUCCAAGACAUCCUCAACACUAACCCAUGAAUUUCUUGGAAUAUGUCCUGGAAGCUACUACAUAACUGUUGAAAUAUUUGAUGAAAGUCCCUUUUCCAACUGUAUUUGUGUAAACCUUAAUCAAAAAUGUGGUGAAGGCUGUGUUCGGACCAAAACCAAAGUCAUUGAAAAGCUUGGUUCAUCAUGCUCAGAAGUGAUAGCAACUGCAACUCCUUCGACAAGUGCACCUCCAACCCCCGAAAAAUUAACCAUUUUCCUUGCUGUUGUUGGAGCUAUGGUUGGUCUGCUACUCCUAGGUCUCACUCUUUAUUGUUUAAAGCGAACGCUCCGAGAGAAAAGAGGGCUGAUAUUUUAUACAGAGGACCAUUCUCACCUUUGUGAAGCCAUCGAUCAGUUUAUAUCUUUCAUGAAUAAGAGUCAAUGUAAACUAGAAGUUGCUGCUCGGCUAGUGAAAGGUGGUGAUCCAUUAAGACUGAGUUUGGAAAUUCAAAAGUCUGAUUUUAUAAUUCUUGUUUACUCUGAAGCUCUUCACAAAAGAAUUCAGGCGUGGAGAAGCAACCAAGAUUACAUAAAUUUUUUUAAAGAGGAUAAUUCAGCACUUUUGACACCUUCCCUUCUCACGGAACUUAAAGCAAGCAAAAAACUUAUCAUUUGUAAGUUUCCUUGGGUACAAAACCCCAGUAACAGCAGUGAAUUAUCUUCAAUCAAGUGUUACACUCUUAUAAAAGAGUUGAACUUGCUUAUUCAAGAAAUCCAUGGAACAGGAAUGGACCAAGAGCUUGCUGUUCUUGUCAAAAGUAACAAACUCAAUCAUAAAUUUAACACUUUGACAAACACGAUUAAGGUUGCUGGCAACUUUGAAAAAGAUAAUUCCAAUUGGUUUGAAGACAAAUAUAUUUGCCCCAAGAAAAUGGAGUCUUUAAAUGAAAUGCCUGAUUACAGUGAAAGAUUAGAUGAAGAUGAACAUAGUAUUUACUCCGGCCCUUUAAGUGAAAUAUUUGAACAGAUAAAUGUAAACAAUGACUCAGUAGCUUAAAAGAUUCACAGGCUGGAUUCAUUUGUUUUAAACAAAGAUUCUGUUUCAUUUUUACAUUUUUAAAUCUCAUCCUGGAUCCUUCCUGUUUUUCUUUUACACUCUGCCUCAAUGUAAACAUCUCUUACCUGAUGUUCUGCAUUCUUCCUUCUCUCAUAGAAACAGAAACAGCAAAAUCCACAUUUAACAUUAAAA
Octopus sinensis (East Asian common octopus) is the source of this 2263-nucleotide messenger RNA. RefSeq lists its product as uncharacterized. The record is from RefSeq and is a predicted model, not a curated record. The transcript has 10 exons. Gene Ontology annotation, molecular function: interleukin-17 receptor activity. The coding region runs from base 389 to 2071 and encodes 560 amino acids. NCBI's taxonomy places the organism in Eukaryota, Metazoa, Mollusca, Cephalopoda, Octopoda, Octopodidae.